Urocitellus parryii (Arctic ground squirrel) is the source of this 1649-nucleotide messenger RNA. It is a transcript of the gene Rab43, whose product is annotated as RAB43, member RAS oncogene family. Gene Ontology annotation, molecular function: GTPase activity; GTP binding. NCBI's taxonomy places the organism in Eukaryota, Metazoa, Chordata, Mammalia, Rodentia, Sciuridae. The record is from RefSeq and is a predicted model, not a curated record.
CAGCCGAGGGGCCGGGCGAGGCGAGUCCUCCGGGGCGGCCCCGAAGCCGCGGGAGUUCGGGGCGGGGCCGAGGCCGGCGGCGCCACCGGUUCAGGUGUUGCGGCGGCUCCACGUCGCCCUAGCGGCCCGCGGGGCUGGAGCGCGCGGAGCCCGGGGCGCGCCCGGCGGCGUGAGAGCCCGGACGGGCCGCAGCGUCCGAGCCGGGCGGCCAUGGCGGGCCCGGGCCCCGGGGACCCCGACGAGCAGUACGACUUCCUGUUCAAGCUGGUCCUGGUGGGCGACGCGAGCGUGGGCAAGACGUGCGUGGUGCAGCGCUUCAAGACGGGCGCCUUCGCCGAGCGCCAGGGCAGCACCAUCGGCGUGGACUUCACCAUGAAGACGCUCGAGAUCCAGGGCAAGAGGGUCAAGCUGCAGAUCUGGGACACGGCCGGCCAGGAGCGCUUCCGCACCAUCACCCAGAGCUACUACCGCAGCGCCAACGGCGCCAUCCUGGCCUACGACAUCACCAAGCGGAGCUCCUUCCUGUCGGUCCCUCACUGGAUCGAGGAUGUGCGCAAGUACGCAGGCGCCAACAUCGUGCAGCUGCUGAUCGGGAACAAGGCGGACCUGGCCGAGCUCCGGGAGGUGCCGCUGGCCGAGGCCCAGAGCCUGGCCCGGCACUACGACAUCCUGUGCGCCAUCGAGACCUCGGCCAAGGACUCGCGCAACGUGGAGGAGGCCUUCCUCAGGGUGGCCACGGAGCUCAUCAUGCGGCACGGCGGCCCCUUGUUCAGCGAGAAGAGCGGCGACCACAUCCAGCUGGACAGCAAGGACGUGGCCGAGGGCUGGGGCUGUGGCUGCUGACCGGCCUCUGUCCCCCUCCGCCCCCCUGGCACCUUCCAGAGCUGGGGGAGCCGCGGGGGCCACCCUGUGACCCGCCACCCUGUGAUCCGGCAGGUGGGAGCCCGUCCUUCACAUGCCAAGACUGGCCUGAGCCCCACAGGGCCACCACAGUGGGAGAGGGGCUGAGGUCCACCCUGUGACCACCUUCUGCCCAGCAGGUGGCUGGCACCCUAGCUUCUUCCAGAUCAUUCUGGAACCUUCUAGAUCAUUCCGGAACCUUCCGGAUCAUUCCGGAACCUUCUAGAUCAUUCUGGACCCUUCCAGAUCAUUCCAGAACCUUCCAGAUCCCUCUGGAGCCCAGAGAGCAAGAUGACCUGGGCAGCCAACUGGACUCGUCCCUCGGGCUGCCCUUCCUCCUCACUGCCAGCCUCAGGCCCCACACUCUGGGCCUGGCUCGUCACCUUAUCAGGACCUCGGGUUUUCCUGGUUUUCCAUGGAGCUUGUCAAGUGGCCCAAGAGUGGGGUCGUGGCCUGUGGCCAGCUGGACACUGCGUUGGCUUGGGGCCCAGGGACUGGCCACUCAGGUUGCACCGUAGCUGAUCCGUCAGUGCUGGCUCAGAAGUCUGGCCAGUAGGGGACGAGGCAGGGACAGGCCUCGGAGGCUAGGGCAGCUCGGGAGGCCCUGGGUCCCUCCUCAGUGCCAGGACAGACGGAGGACUCCUCAAGACGGUUCGGGGGGACCUGGAGGCACGAGCCUGUCAUCCCAGCAGCUUGGGAGGCUGAGGCUGGAGGAUUGCAAAUUGGAGGCCAGCCUCAGCAACUCAGGA